UCUAUAUUUCGGGUUGGUAGCCGGGUCCGGGUUGUUUCCAACAUUCGAAUUCGGAACGCACGUUGAUGGAGCCGAGCUCAGGGUCUGGGGAUCGCAGCAUCAAAGGUAUAUCAAUUCAUGGUGGACUCUAUGUUCAGUACAACGUUUAUGGUAACCUCUUCCAACUUCCCUCUAAAUACGUUCCUCCUAUUCGUCCCAUCGGCCGUGGUGCUUACGGUAUUGUCUGUGCUGCUAUGAAUUCAGAGACACGAGAGGAGGUUGCUAUAAAGAAAAUCGGUAAUGCAUUUGACAACCGGAUUGAUGCCAAAAGGACAUUGCGAGAGAUCAAGCUUCUUCGUCACCUGGAUCAUGAGAAUGUUAUUGCCAUCAAGGACAUCAUACGGCCUCCACAGAGGGAGAACUUUAAUGAUGUUUACAUCGUUUAUGAAUUGAUGGACACUGAUCUUCAUCAAAUCAUACGAUCCAAUCAAUCAUUGGCAGAUGAUCAUUGUCGGUACUUUCUAUAUCAGGUUCUACGAGGGCUCAAAUAUGUACACUCAGCAAAUGUCUUGCAUCGGGAUUUAAAGCCUGGCAAUUUAUUUCUGAACGCAAAUUGUGACCUUAAAAUUGGAGAUUUUGGACUUGCAAGGACAACAUCUGAAACCGAUUUCAUGACAGAAUAUGUAGUUACUCGUUGGUACCGGGCACCGGAAUUGCUUCUUAAUUGUUCUGAAUACACUGCUGCAAUUGAUAUUUGGUCUGUGGGUUGCAUACUUGGUGAAAUCAUGAGUAGACAACCCCUCUUCCCCGGCAAAGAUUAUGUGCAUCAGCUGAAGCUCAUUACAGAGCUUAUAGGUUCUCCAGAUGAUUCCAGCCUUGGGUUCCUUCGAAGCGACAAUGCCCGAAGAUACGUUAGGCAGCUCCCACAUUACCCAAGGCAAAAUUUCUCUGCUAGAUUCCCUAACAUGUCACCUGGUGCCAUUGAUUUGCUAGAAAAGAUGCUCAUCUUUGAUCCCCAUAGGCGCAUUACGGUGGAUGAGGCACUAUGUCACCCCUAUUUGGCACCACUUCAUGACAUCAAUGAGGAGCCAGUUUGCCCUACUCCUUUCAGUUUUGAUUUUGAGCAACCAUUUUUUACUGAAGAAAAUAUCAAGGAGCUCAUCUAUAGGGAGUCUCUAAAAUUCAACCCGGACCCAAUGUGUUGAGGAUUAUGCCUGAAUAUAUAUAUAUAUAUAUGUAUAUAAACGAU
Hibiscus syriacus is the source of this 1228-nucleotide messenger RNA. Its product is annotated as mitogen-activated protein kinase homolog MMK2-like. NCBI's taxonomy places the organism in Eukaryota, Viridiplantae, Streptophyta, Magnoliopsida, Malvales, Malvaceae. The record is from RefSeq and is a predicted model, not a curated record. The transcript has 7 exons. Gene Ontology annotation, biological process: protein phosphorylation; intracellular signal transduction. Gene Ontology annotation, cellular component: nucleus; cytoplasm. Gene Ontology annotation, molecular function: MAP kinase activity; ATP binding. Bases 66 to 1184 code for a protein of 372 amino acids.